Messenger RNA from Hyposmocoma kahamanoa, 1836 nucleotides. It is a transcript of the gene CngB, whose product is annotated as cyclic nucleotide-gated cation channel beta-1. The annotation marks the transcript as partial. Gene Ontology annotation, biological process: monoatomic cation transmembrane transport. The transcript is spliced from 14 exons. Gene Ontology annotation, molecular function: cGMP binding; intracellularly cAMP-activated cation channel activity; protein-containing complex binding. Gene Ontology annotation, cellular component: plasma membrane; intracellular cyclic nucleotide activated cation channel complex. The record is from RefSeq and is a predicted model, not a curated record. Lineage: Eukaryota; Metazoa; Arthropoda; Insecta; Lepidoptera; Cosmopterigidae.
UAGCAGACAAUGACAAUGUUGCUGGAUUGGCUCAAGUCGAUCAGGCGGCACACGGUCCACCCCGCGGCCUGCCAGGAGAAGGAAGCGGCGCCCAUACUGAAGGGGCCAUACGGUUCGUGGUGCACGCCUGAUACUACGCCGACACACGCAGCAUUGACACCAACAAAUCUUAACAAUGAAUCACACGACUGCAAUAAACGAAAUCUGUUCAACUUCCAAAAAGUCCAUCUUUUCACCACUCUUCCCUCCGAAUACACGACGAUCGACGAAGUUAACGAAUUAGCCACCGAACUGAAACAUUUCAAUGCCAAGUCUGAUGAAACUUUUGUGAAAGAAGAUCCCCCAGAGGAGCAGCCCGUACCGCCAGUGGAAAUUCCUCAAAGCCCGGUCCCAUCUUCGCCAGUUCGAGAAAAGAAAUGGAAAGGUUUGAGGUUGCCUUGCUGCGAUCCGUUCCUGCCUAUAGACCCGCAGGGUCGUGGCUACAUCAGCUGGCUUCUCCUAGUGACCUUCUGCUACGGCUACAACGCCUGGUGCAUCGUCCUUCGGGCCACCUUUCCUUACCAGACCCCUGAGAAUACUCCUCUGUGGAUGACCAUGGAUUACUUCUGUGACGUAGUGUACUUGAUCGAUGUAGCGCUGGUCAAGCCGAAGUUAAUGUACCUGCAUGAAGGAUUCUGGGUCAACGACCCUGUGGAGACCAGACGAAAUUACAAAAAGAAGUUGCAAUAUAAGUUCGACGUCAUAGCUCUCCUGCCACUCGAUCUGCUGUACUUAUACUUCGGCACCAGUAUGGUCAUACUUAGAUUCCCACGUCUAUUGAAGCUGCAGACCUUCUGGGAGUUCCAUCAGGCUAUGGACAGAGUGCUGUCAUCACCUUACAUCGUGAGAGUGGGCAAGAUGCUAUUUUACAUCUUCUACCUAAUCCACCUGAACGCAUGCGCAUAUUACGCGAUGAGCGCGUACAUCGGCCUCGGCUCCAACGGCUGGGUGUACGACAACCAAGGCAACGCUUACAUACGAUGCUUCUACUUCGCUACUAAGACCGCUACUUCUAUUGGAAAAAAUCCGAAGCCAGAGAAAACUGAAGAAUACCUUUUCAUGACGGCUGCCUGGCUGAUGGGAGUGUUCGUGUUCGCUUUGCUCAUUGGGCAAAUCAGAGAUAUUAUUGCCACUGCUACUAGAGCUAGGUCGGAAUACCGCAACCAAGUGGACGGGUGCACCGAAUACCUUCGCCGGCUCAACAUGCCGAGCACACUACAACGACGCGUCACCGCCUGGUUUAAUUACACUUGGAGUCAGCAGAGAUGCUUUGAUGAAGCGAGAAUUUUGGAUUCACUGCCAUACAAUAUGAAACGUGAUGUUGCCCUUGCUGUGCAUAUUACCACGUUGAGUAAGGUGCAGCUGUUCAAAGACUGCUCAGACUCUCUCCUUCGAGACCUCGUCCUGCAGUUACGACCGGUCUCGUUCCUACCUGGUGACAUCGUCGUGAGGAAGGGAGACGUCGGCCAUCAGAUGUACAUAAUCAAAUCUGGUGAAUGCUGUGUAAUGUCCCACGAUGAAAACGAGGUGCUGGCAACUUUAAAAGAAGGUUCGGUGUUUGGUGAAAUAAGUCUUCUGGGCAUCGACGGACUGCGACGGCGUACUGCUACAGUCAGAUCGCGAGGAUACUCGAGCCUGUUCGCACUGUCCCGAAGCGACCUGGACGCGGCGUUGAAACAUCACAAGGAAGCCGCCCACAUCUUGCGCCUGAGGGCCGACCAAAUGAUCAGGGAGAACGCGGCGAGGCAAGCGCAGCAGCGCUUCGCCGACCAGGAGGCCAGGAGGUCGGCGAAGCUC